UCCUCUCAGACUGAAGAUGAGUGGUUAUGAGGAGGUAGAGGACAGAGCAGAGUCUCCGGGGUUCAGCUGUCUGUCUCUGAAGAGUGACUGGUCCAUGGAACCUCCUCUACUCUUCAGUAAUGAACCUGGACCCUCACACACAAAAGGUCAGGACCACAGACUGAGAGCAGAGUCUCCAGGGUCCAGCUGUCUGUCUCUGAAGGGUGACAUGUCCAGAAAAAAUCCUCUAAACUUCAGUAAUGAACCUGGACCCUCACACACAGAGGAGAGGAAGAUGAGUCAUGUUCCUGAGGAGGAGCAGUCGUCCUGCUGUGCUUCGUGUCAGGACGUCCUGAAGGAUCCAGUCUCCACCAGCUGUGGACACUGGUUCUGCAGACAGUGCAUCACCUCAUACUGGGACCAGUUUGGUUCUUCAGGAGACUCCUCCUGUCCCCAGUGCGGAAAAAGAUCCAGAACAGGAGCUGGAGGUCAGACAGCCGGUCAGAGCAGCACUGUACAAGCAGAUCCUGGUCUGCAGGAGGUUUCAGAUGAACAUAAGCUCAGUGUGAGGAGGAGAUGUGAACAUGUGACUGAAGGAAGUGAUGAAACGGGAAGUAGAACCCUCCUCAACAGGAUCUACACUGAGCUCCACAUCACAGAGGGACAGAGUGAAGAGGUUAAUACUCAACAUGAGGUGAGGCAGCUUGAGACGGCUUCCAAGAAGAAGAUCCUCCAGGACACUCCCAUCAAGGUCCACGACAUCUUUAAAGCCUCCACUGACCAGCAGAGCAGCAUCAGAGUCGUCCUGACCAACGGCGUUGCUGGAGUUGGAAAAACCUUCUCGGUGCAGAAGUUCACUCUGGACUGGGCAGAGGGUUUAGAGAACCAGGAUGUGGGUCUGCUGGCUGUGCUUUCGUUCAGGGAGCUGAACCUGGUGAAGGACCAGCAGCACAGUCUUCUCACGCUGCUCCAUGUUUUCCAUCCAGUGUUACAGAAGCUCACGGCAGAGACGCUCGCUGUCUGUAAACCUUUGUUCAUCUUUGACGGCCUGGAUGAGAGCAGACCUUCUCUGGACUUCAACCACAGGGAGCUUGUGUCUGAGGUCACACAGAGGUCAUCAGUCAACGUGCUGCUGACAAACCUCAUCCGGGGGAAUCUGCUUCCCUCGGCUCUCGUCUGGAUAACCUCCAGACCUGCGGCGGCCAAUCAGAUCCCUCCUGCAUGUGUUGACAGGGUGACAGAAGUACGAGGCUUCACUGACGCCCAGAAGGAGGAGUACUUCAGGAGGAGAUUCAGUGAUGAAGAGCUGUGCAGCAGAAUCAUCUCACACAUCAAGACGUCCAGGAGCCUCCACAUCAUGUGUCAAAUCCCAGUCUUCUGCUGGAUCAGUGCUACAGUUCUGGAGCACAUGUUGACCACAGACCAGAGAGGAGAGCUGCCCAAGACCCUGACUGACCUGUACUCACACUUCCUGCUGGUUCAGACAAAGAGGAAGAACAACAAGUACGGUGAGGGACAUGAGUCAACUCCACAGCAGCUGACGGAGGCUGACAGGGACGUUCUCCUGAAGCUGGGGAGGCUGGCACUUAAACAUCUGGAGGAAGGAAACAUCAUGUUCUACCAAGAAGACCUGGAGCAGUGUGGUCUUAAUGUCCCAGAGGCCUCUGUGUACUCAGGAGUUUGUACUGAGAUCUUCAGAAGAGAGUGUGUGAUCUUCCAGAAAUCAGUCUACUGCUUUGUUCAUCUGAGCGUUCAGGAGUUUCUGGCUGCAGUCUACAUGUUCCACUGUUACACCGAGAUGAACGUAGAAGAACUCAACAACUUCUUGGGAACAUAUGGGGACACAGACAGUACCUUAUCCCUGGAUGACCUCCUGCAGAGAACCAUGAAGAAAUCCCUCACCAGUACAAAUGGUCACCUGGACCUGUUUGUUCGCUUCCUUCACGGCCUCAGUCUGGAGUCCAACCAGAGAGUCUUAGGACGCCUGCUGGGUCGGAGAGAGAACAAUCCAGAGAUCAUCCAGAGAGUCAUCAACAAACUGAAGGAGAUGGAGAGUGAUGACAUUUCUCCUGACAGAAGCGUCAACAUCUUCCACUGUCUAACUGAGAUGAACGACCACUCAGUUCAUCAGCAGAUGAAACAGUUCCUGACGUCAGAGAACAAAUCAAAGGAGGAACUCUCUGUCAUCCAAUGCUCAGCUCUGGCCUACAUGCUGCAGAUGUCAGAGGAGGUUCUGGAUGAGUUGGACCUGAAGAAGUUCAACACAUCAUACCAGGGUCGACUGAGACUGAUCCCAGCUGUGAGGAACUGUAGGAAGGCUCUACUCUGUGGUUGUGGACUCUCAGAGACUCACUGUGAAGUCGUGGCCUCAGCUCUGAGGUCAGACCCCUCACAUCUGAGAGAACUGGAUCUGAGUAGAAACUACCUGCAGGACUCAGGAGUGAAGCUGCUGUGUUCUGGACUGGAGAGUCCAAACUGUCGACUGGAGACUCUGAGGUUGAAGUGCUGCAGACUCUCAGAAAUCAGCUGUUAUUCUCUGGCUUCAGCUCUGAGGUCAAACCCCUCUCAUCUGAGAGAACUGGAUCUGAGUGACAACAGCCUGCAGGACUCAGGAGUGAAGGAGCUGUGUGGUUUUCUACAGAGUCCAACCUGUCGACUGGAAACUCUGAGGUUGAAGUACUGCAGACUAUCAGAGAUCAGCUGUUCUUCUCUGGCUUCAGCUCUGAGGUCAAACCCCUCUCAUCUGAGAGAACUGGAUCUGAGAGGAAACGUCCUGCAGGACUCAGCAGUGAAGGAGCUGUGUGGUUUUCUACAGAGUCCAACCUGUCGACUGGAGACUCUGGGGUUGUGGGGCUGCAGUCUGUCAGAGAUCAGCUGUUCUUCUCUGGCUUCAGCUCUGAGGUCAAACCCCUCUCAUCUGAGAGAACUGGAUCUGAGAUACAAUGACCUGCAGGACUCAGGAGUGAAGGAGCUGUGUGGAUUUCUACAGAGUCCAACCUGUCGACUGGAGACUCUGAGGUUGAAGUGGUGCAAACUGACAGAGAUCAGCUGUUCUUCUCUGGCUUCAGCUCUGAGGUCAAACCCCUCUCAUCUGAGAGAACUGGAUCUGAGAGGAAACAACCUCCAGUACUCAGGAGUGAAGGAGCUACUUGAUCUACAGCAGAAUCCAACCUGUCGACUGGAGACUCUG
Molecule: messenger RNA, 3169 nt
Organism: Platichthys flesus (European flounder)
Lineage: Eukaryota; Metazoa; Chordata; Actinopteri; Pleuronectiformes; Pleuronectidae
Product: NACHT, LRR and PYD domains-containing protein 12-like
Exons: 9
Molecular function (GO): protein binding
Source: RefSeq, a predicted model, not a curated record